AUGCUCUCUGCUCGGAUUCUUAGCUCGCACCCGCUCGUCGUGAAACGCGCGGCGCGCCGUUUCGGGUUACUUCCAAAGACCGUCGUUGUAACCCUGGAAAAGUGGGGGUUACCGGCGAAUACCCUGGUGUCUGACGAGGCGGCGUCUGCUGGUUCUGAUGCUGGCAGUGCGGGUUUAGAUGCGAAGGAGCGGCAGCAGCGGCAGCAGCUGCAGAAGCAGCAGCAGGAGCAGCAGGAGACGACUCGAAUUUCCUUCUCCAUCACUGUUCCGUUUUCGGAGUUUCUUUACCACGUGAAGAAGGACAAUAUCGUGUCGAUUACUGUAGACGGCGACAAGGUGUCGUUCGUCCUGCGACGCCCCGAGUUCGCCAAAGGGCACAAGGCGACGGAGUUACAACCCAUGAUUCGCCAAGUGGAAAGAAUGGCAGAGAGCAAGUGGAAGGAGGCGGGGGAAGUUUCUGGGAAGAAGGUGGGGAAGAUGCCACCUGUCCAAGUGCAGCUGACUACCGUGAAGCCUGCUGACGUGGCGGUCCCGUACGCGGAGCUCAUGUCACGCCACGUAGAGUUUGGUGCUCCGGAUAAGGCGUCGUUUAAACUCGUGAAUACGAUUUCGUCCACUCUCCUGUACGCAGGCAUAGCAGCGGUCGUGCUCUCGCGCUUGCAAAUGAAGCUCCCACAGUUUGGGGGUAAGGCACGCAGUCAGAAGGGAAAGGCGCCGCCAGUGCUGUUUGCUGACGUGGCAGGGGUGGAUGAGGCGAAAGAGGAGCUAGAGGAGAUCGUGGAGUAUCUCCGCACGCCGGAGCGUUUCACUCGACUGGGGGCCAGACCUCCCAGAGGAGUGCUGCUGGUUGGGCCGCCAGGCACGGGAAAGACGAUGCUGGCCAAGGCAGUGGCUGGGGAGGCAGACGUACCCUUUAUAAGCUGCAGCGGUAGCGAGUUUGUGGAGCUGUAUGUGGGCCUGGGUGCGUCGCGAGUGAGAGAGCUGUUCGCGCAGGCAAAGAAGGACUCGCCGUCUAUCGUGUUUAUUGAUGAGAUCGAUGCAGUGGCCAAGGUGCGGGAUGGGCGCAUGCGCAGUGUGGGCAACGACGAGAGGGAGCAGACCCUGAACCAGCUGCUCACUGAGAUGGACGGGUUUGACAGCAGCACUGCAGUCAUUGUCCUUGCAGCCACCAACAGGGCAGACGUCAUCGACCCCGCCCUGCGCCGCCCAGGGCGGUUCGACCGGAUUGUAGCGGUGGAGCCUCCUGAUCGCAAGGGGAGGGAGGCCAUACUGACGGUGCAUGUGGAGCACAAGGAGCUACCUCUGAGCACCGAUGUGGACAUUCAGGAAAUCGCUGUCGCCACCAGCGGAUUUACGGGGGCUGAUUUGGCGAAUCUGGUGAACGAGGCAGCGCUGCUGGCAGCAAGGAGGGACCACGAGGAGGUCACUAAGCAGGACUUUGAUAGUGCUGUUGAACGGGCUCUUGCGGUGAGUGCUGUGAAUCUGUGA
Molecule: messenger RNA, 1488 nt
Organism: Closterium sp. Naga37s-1
Lineage: Eukaryota; Viridiplantae; Streptophyta; Zygnematophyceae; Desmidiales; Closteriaceae
Source: the annotation of a GenBank genome assembly